AGCUUACUGUAUCUCUUCCCUCACUCUCCCACUCACUCAGCAUCACAUUCGGCCUUGACGAUGGUCAGUCAUUAUUGCGUGACUCCGACACUUUUCUCGUGCUCUCCAAGCCUCAAACAGUUGAUCAGUCUGCGCACGACGUCACAUCCCACUGUGCAUGGCAUCACACACCACAACUCCAUUACUCCUAUUACACACCUCCCACUUUUCCAAUAAGCAUUCUCACGAAUCUUGCUUCUCAGCUAUGCAACAAAGCUCUACCUGCGCACCUAAAUUCACACCAGUGCAACAGAUAGAGUCUCCUAAUUUCAGCACACCGCAUCCGGCAAAAGCUAUUUUUCAGGUGCAUGUAACGGUCACAUCUGGUACCUGCAGAUAUGUACCAUGCUCCAUGACGAUCUAUGUGGGAGAUGCCCACCCUGAUAGAGCCCCGCUUACAUCAAGGCUCCAGCUGCGUGGUUGUUGUCAUAUCGCAUUCAAUUCCUGCUCACUAUCCAGCCUCAUCUUGUGGAGCGUGCAGCAUUCCUGUGAUAGUGGCGUGACCUUGAGGCUGCGAGGCGCAAAGUCGAGACUUCGAGGUGAGGCUGCGCAGAAACAGCGUGACCGCGUAUCCUUCUCUCUCUCAGUAUGUAUAAUGAAGCUGGCAAGUCAGUUGCGCGGGAUAGGAUACCACAUUACCAACUCCUUAUGAUCCGAUAAUCUUAUCUUCGUAAUCCCCAACGCAGCAAUUGUAAAAGCAGACUCCCCUCGGCCCUCGAGCC
This is a messenger RNA of Pseudovirgaria hyperparasitica, 761 nucleotides long. RefSeq lists its product as uncharacterized. The coding region runs from base 158 to 691 and encodes 177 amino acids. The record is from RefSeq and is a predicted model, not a curated record. The transcript has a single exon. NCBI's taxonomy places the organism in Eukaryota, Fungi, Ascomycota, Dothideomycetes, Acrospermales, Acrospermaceae.